AUGCCCACAGCCACGGCCACCCACCCCCGACCAGGCCUCGACAUCCACCGCCGCCUCUUCCCCCCGACACCUCCUCCAACGCCACCACCCACCAGCCCCCCACCCCUCCCCCUCUCGACCCUUCGCAUGCCCUCCCUCAGCGACAUCCCCGAAGAGCGCACGCCGCGCACAACCUCUACCUCAGCCAUGAAAUCCCACGACGGCGCCUUCUCCGACACCGAAGCCCCGCGCCCGCGCUUCUCCGCCCUCAGACCCGGGUUCCGCGACGCCCCGCCCUUCGCCACAUGGGCGCGCCGCUGCUGGCCCGACGUGCUGACGCAGCUCUUGUGCCUGCUGGUCGCGGAGCUGGUGUACCUGUUCGGCGCGCCGCUGAUGCCGCGGGUGUUUCCGCUGUACGCGGGGGUCGAGCGGAGUGCGUGGGGGAUUGCGCAUGGGAGGGCCAGGCAGGCGGAGUAUGUGAAUACGCUGGUCAGCGCGGUGGUGUCGUUUGCGGUGCCGGCGGGGGUUAUGGGCGCGGUGGGGCUGUGGCGGGUGAGAGCAUUUUGGGAGAGCAAUGCCGCGAUGAUGGGGCUGGGGUAUGCGCUUGCGACGGCGACGCUGUUCCAGUCGUUCAUCAAGUGGUUCGUGGGCGGCUUGCGGCCGCACUUCCUCGAUUACACGGCGGCUGUGUGCACCGGCGAUGCAAAGGCGGUCAAAGAAGCGCAGAUGUCGUUUCCCAGCGGGCACUCGAGCGCGGCGUUCGCGGGCUUUGGGUUUCUCGCGCUGUACCUCAACUCGAAACUGAAUGUCGUCGGGCGGAAACCUGAUCACGCCCGCGAGACUUUGGAGUCCGGGGACGAGGAGCGAAGUUCGGAGCGAGAUGGGCGGGAGACAAGACACUGUAAAUUGCUCGUGUGGGCGCUGCCGUGGUUGGUUGCGCUGCUGAUCGCGGCGAGUAAGGUGCGCGAUGGCUGGCAUCAUCCUGUCGAUGUGCUGUUUGGUGCUAUUGUGGGGACGUUGUUUGCGCAUAUGGCGUACCACUGUGUAUUCAGGGGUGUGUAUGACGGGAGGGUGAAUCAUUUGCCGCGGCACUGA
This is a messenger RNA of Boeremia exigua, 1074 nucleotides long. RefSeq names its product phosphatidic acid phosphatase type 2/haloperoxidase. Gene Ontology annotation, biological process: phospholipid metabolic process. The record is from RefSeq and is a predicted model, not a curated record. The transcript is spliced from 3 exons. The coding region runs from base 1 to 1074 and encodes 357 amino acids. Lineage: Eukaryota; Fungi; Ascomycota; Dothideomycetes; Pleosporales; Didymellaceae. Gene Ontology annotation, molecular function: phosphatidate phosphatase activity.